Sesamum indicum (sesame) is the source of this 1997-nucleotide messenger RNA. NCBI's taxonomy places the organism in Eukaryota, Viridiplantae, Streptophyta, Magnoliopsida, Lamiales, Pedaliaceae. The record is from RefSeq and is a predicted model, not a curated record.
UAUAUACUACUGGAAAUGGGGACUGAGCAGCAUAUAUCACUAGCAUCCAACUGCCAAUUUCAGACACUGGCUGUUGCCAUAGCAGUAGUUGCUCGAAUUAUCAAAUCCUGCAUAUUAGAAGAAUCUGGAAUCAAUAUAGAUAGAAGAAACAUGAGAGUACUCAUUGCAGCUUCCUUCCUUCUUGUGCUCGUUUCUUCCGUAGAUGCCUAUGAUCCGUUGGAUCCAAAUGGGAACAUAACGAUAAAAUGGGAUGUAAUGUCUUGGACACCAGAUGGCUAUGUGGCUGUUGUGACGAUGAACAAUUUCCAAAUGUACCGGCACAUUAUGAGCCCUGGUUGGACCGUUGGAUGGACGUGGGCGAAGAAAGAGGUGAUAUGGUCGAUGGUUGGUGCACAGGCCACAGAACAAGGCGACUGCUCCAAGUUCAAAGGCAACAUCCCUCAUUGCUGCAAGAAAACCCCAACAGUUGUGGACUUGCUCCCUGGAGUCCCUUACAACCAGCAAUUCAGCAACUGUUGCAAAGGCGGAGUUCUGGCCGCCUGGGGCCAAGACCCUCAGGCUUCUGUCUCUGCAUUCCAAGUCAGCGUUGGCCAAGCCGGGACUUCAAACAAGACGGUAAAGCUACCGAAAAACUUCACUCUUUUAGGCCCUGGACCAGGAUACACUUGUGGCCCUGCCAAGAUUGUGCCUCCCACAAAUUUUCUCACCCCCGAUCGUCGUAGGAAAACUCAGGCCCUGAUGACAUGGAAUGUUACAUGCACGUACUCUCAGUUUCUAGCCCGGAAGCAUCCCAGCUGUUGCGUCUCUUUCUCAUCUUUCUACAAUGAAACAAUCACGUCUUGCCCUUCUUGCGCUUGUGGCUGUGAGAACAAAAACAAAUGCAUCAAGAGUGAUUCCAAACUCCUGAGUGUGGUGGGAGUGAAUACUCCAAGAAAAGAUAACACGCCUCUGAUACAGUGCACGCACCAUAUGUGCCCUGUCCGGGUGCAUUGGCAUGUAAAGGUCAAUUACAAGGACUACUGGCGGGUAAAGAUCGCCGUUACUAACUUUAACUACCGGAUGAACUACACGCAGUGGACUCUUGUCGUUCAGCACCCAAAUCUCAACAAUGUGACUCAAGUUUUUAGCUUCGAUUAUAAGCCUCUUGUUCCGUAUGGCUCCAUCAAUGAUACAGGGAUGUUUUAUGGCAUGAAAUUCUACAAUGACCUGUUAAUGGAAGCCGGGCCGUUCGGAAAUGUUCAGUCAGAAGUACUUCUUCAGAAGGAUCAGAAUACAUUUACUCUCAAGCAAGGAUGGGCUUUCCCCCGGAAAGUCUACUUCAACGGGGAGGAGUGUAUGCUGCCCCCACCGGAUGCUUAUCCAUUUCUACCAAAUUCUGCUCAUCUGAGUCGAGCUUUUAUUUCUGUAUCGAUGUUCUCUAUUGUAGUUUUGUCUCUCAUUAUGAUGUGGUGAUGAGUUUUGAUCGUACUGGAAAUUUUGAAGCUUUAAGGACACCGGUGCAGAUGAACUCAAAAGUACAGGUAUAUUAGUCACUUGAGCUUGUGAAAAAUAAGAAAAUGUCCAUGAAAUGUCAAUUUGCACUACAAUUAUUUUGCCAUAUGCAGUUAGUUUAGACGGUUGUCAUAGUCAUGAUAGGAUCUGAAGCCUGUAAAAGAAUAAUUUUGGUGCAAUCCAAUCGGCUGUAACUAUCAAAUUGUUCUGAUGCUCAUACAAUUCUAUUGAACAGUGACUCAAGAAACUAUGAACAAUGGCAUAGGAAAGAAGUAUAAAGCAUCUUUUAUACACCUAAAGAGAAAAGAAUGGCAGCAUCACCAACAUUACAGUAAGCAGGAACUCUUAUGCUCCUCUCAAAUUUGUCCACCUGAAUUCAUAUGGAUAUGUAAAGGGUCACUUUUAGGGUAUUUAAGUCCUUCAAGUUUCUCUCCAGAUCCAGAAUUGAAAUGUACUACGGUGAUGGCCAUACACACAGAAUUUCUCCUAUUUGAGGAUGGAAGAUU